AUGUCAACCCAAAUUGCUCAAGGAAAGUCAAAAGACGACUUGAGCAUUCCAACAACUAAUUUGACUCUGAUACCUUUGGAUUCGGAUAGAAGAACCAGAUCAACCUCACCUGUCAAAAACAGAUAUAGUCUACCAGCAACAGUAAGUGACUACAGGUUACCCACAAUACCAAAAAUAGAUGAUGAUAUUAAGUCCAUAAUAAGUUCUUCUUCUUCCUCUAAUCAGGAAAGAUUAAGACAGGCAGCAAAAUUGCCUAUGGCUAAAAAAUUGCAUAUCAUAGCUUCAAACUCAAACUCACCAAAUAAUGGAGGUAAAUAUACCAUUCCAAUCCCAUUCACAUUGAAAUUACCACCCAAAUUGAGCUCGGUCAAUACAACCCGAGAAACAUCCACUCCUUCUUCAGUUGUAUCUUCUCCUCAUGGAAGCAGAGCUGGGUCCCCGACAAGAUCUACUGAAUCCUCAAGAUCAAACUCACCAUCUAAACCCAAACAAACCAAAUUAGUAUUCACCAGAAAUGGGUAUGAAAAAUUGGAUCUGUCACUGGAUUCAGAUUGUGAAGAUGUUGAAAAUAGUUUAUUGAAUAUGUCUUUACAGUAUCAGGAAGAUUUAAACAAAAGAAUAGCAUUAUCAAAGAGAGCGGUUCCUCCGCCAUCAGUUUCAACAAACAAUUCCAAGUUUGCAAGUAAAGCUUUUCUUUCAAGAAAUACUGAUGAGUUAAGCAUCAUUGAGGAAGUUUCAAACUGUGGAUCCAGACAUUCAAGUGUGCUUAGCAAGUUGAAUUCUGCUAAAGCAGAACUGGAUGCCCAAACACAAAAAGUACAACAACAAAAACCUGUGGUAACUCCAAUUAAAGUACCAGAAGCUAAACAAAUUCAAACCCUAAUUUCACCUUUCAAUAAUCCAAAAAAUAAAGAUCAUAAAUCUAAUCAGCAAGAAAAGAGUCUUCCUAACUUGCCAACAAAAGAUACUACUACACCUAAACAAGAGACUGUUACAUUUAAUAAGAAAAAAACUCCAGGUCCAAUUCGAGUCACAGCUCCAAAAUUAAAAACUCAUCAAUAUAACAAAUCAUUACCAGACAUCCCAAUACAUAGGAGCACCACCAGCGGACCAAAUAAGAGCCAAGUACCUAAAUCACAAAGAGAAACUAACUUGAAUAGGUUGACCUAUGCCAGUGACCCCAACAAAGUAUUAAAAGUACACAAGAGAAGUUUCAGUGAUGAGUCGCACGUAUCGUCUGUUAGUUCGUUUAGUUCAGUUGGUGAUUUUAUGCAUAUAGCGAGAUUGGAAACAAUGUCGCCGCCAGCAGAAAAGCUUCGUUUCUUUAAUAUGAAUCAUGGGAACAAUCAAAAACAAUUAAAAAUACAACCCAUAAACAUUGAUAGUAAGUCAAAAAAUGAAAAGUCUGAAAAGUCCAAGAAAUUAGAAAAGAAUGAUACUAGAACGUUAUUAAUUCCACCUCAAAAUAUCCGUAACGUCUCCUCGUCCAGUACCUCAUCAUUCCAAUCUCAGGGAACAAGCAGCAGCUGGGAUUCUUUGCAGAAAUCAAUUGACAUUACACUUGGAUCUAGACCUGAAGAAGAGACUAUUAAUAAGAAAAGUAUAAAACCAACACCAAAACUGACCAAAAUACUCGGAGAUAAUAAUGUGAGUGAUGAUGGGUCUUGGCUGGACACUAGCGAAUCAGCUAGUGAUGAUGAUGAAGAAGAAGAAGAUAAUAAUAAUAGCAAUCAAACAAUUGAAGAUUAUGAACACACAAAACCUUUGAACAUUCACAAAGAGGUCAGCAAUGACCAGAAAGACUUAAAUUUUAUAGAUGUCAAUAAUAGAGGACUUGACAGAGAUUUUUAUUUUCCAAACACUUUUGAGAAUUCAACUAAUAGUCAAGAAGUUAAAGAUAGAGUACCCCAGGAAGUUAAUAGAAAAGCAAGACACAGUUUCUACUCCAGUAACGGUCAAAUAGAAAUUCCUGAUUUAUCAGAUAAGAGAUUCCCAGAUGAAUAUUCUUCCAUCGCCCCGUCAUCGUACAAUGGAACCACGUUUUCCGAAAUAAGAACUGAGAUUUCUGUAUCUGAUGUUGAUGAUGAAAGCAACACUAAUUUGAAAGUUGGUGUUCCUGGAAAAGAUGCAAUCAAGCAUUUGAAACAACAAUACAGUGCAUUAGGAGAUGACUCUGAUGCAGAUUAUGCUAGCAAUAUUACAUCACUAUACGGUGGUGGUGGUGUUUUAGACAAAGAUCACUUGAAAUUAGCUCCUAUUCAGCCUCAAUUGGAAUGCAAUUUGUUAUUACCUGGCAGAAGUUCUCCGGCAAAACACACAAGACACAAAUCAAUGUUUAAUAUUAACUUUGGUUUAGGCGAAUCUAAUAACAAUUCAGCCCACACAAGAAAUAAAUCAGUGGACAUAUUAAGUGAAAUGACAACUUUUGGUAAACAACAGUUAGGAGUCAAUUCAGGUAAUCAUCUUUCUCGUGAUUAUUCAGAUAAAUCAAAUGAAUCAAAAUCAAAGAUGAUCAUCGAGCAACCAGUAGCACCUUUAGUUAUUACUAGAAAACCAUCAUCUGGAAAUAAUCAAUCAGACAACAAUGUGAGCAACAAUAAACAACAAGAACAAAACCAAGAACAAGAAGAAAUCUUAAACAUCAAAGUUGCAGAACCUCCCAAGAAGGUUGAUUACGCCGUUGACUUCAAGGAAUCAAACUCUCAAGAUGAUGAUUUUGGAACUCAGUUUGUAACACCACGCAUUGGUUCUAGAAGUAUUGAUACAGAGAAUGGACCAAAUGUUGGUGCUAUCACGAAAUCAUUAAAGCCAAAGACUAGACUGAUAGCCAGUAAUGAAGAUGACUCUGAUACAGAAACUGAAAGUGUUGUCAUUGAUUUGACAAAAGACAAAUAUGAUAUUGUUCACGUGAUUGGAAGAAAAGAUUCCACCAGAUCAUAUAAAUCAACAACUGAGACAAUUAAUGGGAAAGAUGUCGAAGUUGUAAUAGUUGAGGAUGAAGAUGAAGAGAAUGAAAGUGAUGAAAAUUACGAUGAGUUAAUGAGUAUUUAUUCCAAGUAUAGAAAUAAUUCUUGGUUGUUUAGAAAUAAUUCCGCAGCAUCUUCAACGGCAUCAUUUUCUAGUAAUUCUUCAUCUGCUGUCACGCAAAAACAAAGAGUUAUACCUCCUUCAAUUCAAACUCCAAAACAUCCUCGAGAUCUUAAUAUUAAGCGAACAUCAGGGUCAGUGGCUUCUUCUUCUAUGGCCAGUUACAAAUCAAAAAGAAUUCUGCCCCCAGCUAAAACCCCUUCAUUAACUAAUAACAAUUCAAAGAUCACCAAUGACAAAGUUCAACGAAAAGAGUCACAAUCAAGACGUAAGAGCAUGCCAGCAUUAGAAUCUCAUUAUUUUGAUUAUGCUUCAAAUGAUCAAUACGAUUUUAAUACAUUUAUGCAACAAAGAAGAACCAGUGAGAAGGAAAUGUAA
Candida dubliniensis CD36 is the source of this 3465-nucleotide messenger RNA. RefSeq lists its product as uncharacterized. Bases 1 to 3465 code for a protein of 1154 amino acids. The record is from RefSeq and is a predicted model, not a curated record. NCBI's taxonomy places the organism in Eukaryota, Fungi, Ascomycota, Pichiomycetes, Serinales, Debaryomycetaceae. The transcript has a single exon.